This is a messenger RNA of Ficedula albicollis (Collared flycatcher), 2103 nucleotides long. It is a transcript of the gene GGA1, whose product is annotated as golgi-associated, gamma adaptin ear containing, ARF binding protein 1. The transcript is spliced from 17 exons. Bases 20 to 2020 code for a protein of 666 amino acids. The record is from RefSeq and is a predicted model, not a curated record. Gene Ontology annotation, molecular function: ubiquitin binding; phosphatidylinositol binding; small GTPase binding. Gene Ontology annotation, cellular component: trans-Golgi network. Lineage: Eukaryota; Metazoa; Chordata; Aves; Passeriformes; Muscicapidae. Gene Ontology annotation, biological process: intracellular protein transport; vesicle-mediated transport.
GGGGGGGGGGGCCGCCGACAUGGAGCCCGAGACGCUGGAGGCGCGCAUCAACAAAGCCACAAACCCCCUGAACAAGGACCUGGACUGGGAUGGUAUCAAUGCGUUCUGUGAACAGCUCAAUAAGGAGCUAGAGGGUCCUCCACUUGCCACCCGGCUUCUUGCCCACAAGAUCCAGUCUCCACAGGAAUGGGAAGCUAUCCAGGCCCUCACGGUGCUGGAGUCCUGCAUGAAGAGCUGUGGCAAACGCUUCCACGAUGAGGUGGGCAAGUUCCGCUUCCUCAAUGAGCUCAUCAAGGUGGUGUCCCCUAAGUAUCUUGGCAGUCGGACGUCUGAAAAAGUGAAGUCAAAGAUCCUGGAGCUGAUGUACAGCUGGACAUUAGGGCUGCCUCAUGAGGUGAAGAUAUCAGAAGCCUACCAGAUGCUGAAGAAGCAAGGGAUUGUGAAAUGUGACCCAAAACUUCCAGAUGAUGCUCCUUUCCCACCACCUCCUCCUCGACCCAAGAACAUCAUCUUUGAUGAUGAAGAAAAAUCCAAGACACUGGCUCGCCUCCUGAAGAGUUCCCACCCUGAGGAUCUCCGGGCUGCCAACAAGCUCAUCAAGGAGAUGGUUCAGGAGGACCAAAAGCGCAUGGAGAAGAUCUCCAAGAGGGUGAAUGCCAUUGAGGAGGUGAACAACAAUGUGAAGCUGCUGACAGAGAUGGUGACAAACUACAGCAAGGGGGAGACAACAGAAAGCAAUGAGGACCUAAUGAAGGAGCUGUAUCAACGCUGUGAGCGCAUGAGGCCCAUGCUCUUCCGGCUGGCCAGUGACACAGAAGACAAUGAUGAAGCUCUAGCGGAGAUUCUGCAGGCCAAUGACAAUCUGACCCAGGUGAUCAAUCUCUACAAGCAGCUUGUACGGGGAGAAGAGAUCAAUGGGGAGACGGUGGCCAGUCCCCUUCGAGGCAGCACCUCAGCACUUCUAGAUCUGUCUGGCCUGGAGCUUCCAGCAACAUGCCCUUCCUACCCAGCCUUGCCCACGCUUUCAGGUGGCUCAGCAGUCCCCGUGCCUGACCAAGCUGGCUCUGUCUCUUUGCUGGAUGAUGAACUCAUGUCUUUAGGCCUGAAUGACCCAGCACCACAUUCUGUCCAGGCCAGUGACAGCAGUGGCUGGAACAGCUUCCAGUCAUCAGACAGCAAUGAGCUCAGUAUCACCCCUAUCAUGGCAACACCACCAGUUAAAGCAGAUGCUGGUGCAUCCUCCCCCAAACCAUCUCCUAGCAGCAGUGGCCUGGAUGACCUGGACCUCCUGGGCAAGACACUGCUGCAGCAGUCUUUGCCUCCAGAAUCUCAACAAGUGCGAUGGGAGAAGCAGCAGCCACCCCCUCGGCUCACCCUGAGGGAUCUGCAGAACAGGAGCAGCUCUGGCACCACAGCCCACAAUCCCAGUGCUCCGCCUGUGCUCCAGAGUAUUUCCCCUAACCCCACGCUGCCCCUGACCUCAGAGCUGCCUGCCCCUGCUACACUUCUAAAAGCUGCCACCACACCAGCAGGAAGUACUGCAGUCCCACCACAGCCUCCUGCCACUGUGCUGCCCCAGGAGAUCUCGCUGGCCAACAUCACUGUGCCUCUGGAGUCAAUCAAACCCAGCAGCAUCCUCCCGGUGACAGUGUAUGAUCAGCAUGGCUUCCGUGUCCUCUUCCACUUUGCUAAGGAUGCCCUGCCUGAGAGGCCUGAUGUGCUUGUGGUGGUGAUUUCUAUGCUUAGCACGGCCCCGCAGCCCAUCCGCAAUAUUGUCUUUCAGUCUGCUGUCCCCAAGAUAAUGAAGGUGAAGUUACAGCCUCCCUCAGGCACAGAGCUGCCAGCAUUCAAUCCCAUCGUCCACCCCAGUGCCAUCACCCAAGUCCUGCUGCUCGCUAACCCACAGAAGGAGAAAGUGAGGCUACGGUACAAACUGACCUUCACCAUGGGAGAGCAAACCUACAAUGAAAUUGGGGAUGUGGACCAGUUUCCCCCACCAGAAUCCUGGGGAAACCUCUAGGGCCACAUGUUGCAGGCACUACACUUCAGAUUCCUUAGGAAGCCAGCCCUGUGGGGCUGGAGCAGCCAGAGGAAAUGGGAGGG